Gadus morhua (Atlantic cod) is the source of this 1325-nucleotide messenger RNA. RefSeq lists its product as uncharacterized. The transcript has 6 exons. NCBI's taxonomy places the organism in Eukaryota, Metazoa, Chordata, Actinopteri, Gadiformes, Gadidae. Bases 107 to 727 code for a protein of 206 amino acids. The record is from RefSeq and is a predicted model, not a curated record.
CGCACAUGUAGCUUUUGUUUGCCUUUGCUACAAGUAGAAGACAGGAAGUGGCCGUUGCUCUGCAUCUGCACCUUUCGUCUGCAACUCACCGCAUUGUUCAAUCCAGAUGGAAACUGUCUACACUGAAGCGGUUUCAGGGGCCCACUUUGUUUCCAACACUGAUCAAUUGCAGAAGAUGUUAUUGUCAAUAUAUGUUGUGCUGGCGUUUCUACAUUUAGCAACCUCAAGUCCUAAAAUAGUCGGGAAUUGCAAAGAAAAUGGUACUUUAAACUGUCGUGGAAUCGAUAGCGUUGAAUCCUUCAACGCUAUCACAUGGACCAAGCAACCGUCUUUCCGUAUAAUCAGAAGAAGCCGUGGUCAGAUUUGGCCAUAUGAUUUCAAUCGGACUGCUUACCUGACCGAUGAAAACAGCCUUCUUCUCCCUGACCUUACGCCUGAAGACUCAGGAACCUACGAGUGUCUGAUCGGGGCAAACCCCGGGGGUAAGAACUCCAAGUCCACGGUGAUCCUGGAGGUUCCAGGUAGGCAGUACGUUUUACACAGCCCGUGCUCAGUUUGUGUGACUGAGCCCCCCGUUCCUGAGCCACCUGAUCUGCCCAUCCCACAGACAGUUGGCUGUUUCCUGGCCAUAUGCCUUCUCAAACUUCUUCUGCCCAUCAUUGUGGCCCAAGUAUUUCACGGCUUGCGGAGAGAAGUGAAGAGUGAGAACCCCCUGCCUUUGAGUUAAUUUAAUUUAAGUUGUGAUAUUAAUUGUAUUCCUUUGUAUACCAUAACAGCUGACUUUGUGUGCAUCCCACCCCUUUAUGCUAUAUUAUCCAAUAGUAUUUUUAAAGAAUAAUUUUCUUUACUUGCUAUUGAAGGAUUGAAUCCUCUUUCUGUCAUCCUAAAGAUACCUUGUAAUUAGACAGCCCAUAGGUUCAAGGUCACCAAAUUAUGAUUUAUCAUAGGGCUGCUGAGAAAUUGCCUUACUUCCUGUUUUGUCCAGCAUGGCCUGAAGAUCAUAUGUGCCAAGUUUUGAGAUGAUUGGAAAACAUUUGUGAUAGAAGAUGCAUUUUGAAGGUCUAUACAUAAACCAAGAUGGCGGAAAAUCCAUCAUGGUGCCAAGCGACGACAUAGUAUGCAAGCAUAUAUGUAGCAAAAUUCAAAUGGCAAUGCAAUUUGCAAUUCAAUAAGUCAUUACAUCAUGCAAUUGACAAUUCCUAAUGCAAUUUAAUAAUGUAAUUUGUCAAUACGUUAUUCAAAGUGUAUUUUAUUUUGCAAAGUGACAAGGAAAUCCUCAAUUAAAUGUGCAAAAGUUAUAACAAUAAAAAAAGAAUAACAUUUUG